AUGACUACAACGCUUUCUCCUAAAUAUGAACCAUCAACAAAAAGAAGUGAAACAGCAAAUUCUCGUGUAUCAUUUGUUCCAUCAACUUAUGACAGAAACUAUGGUCGUCAUAAUAAAUUAUACAGAUGUCCACGAACACCACCAGAUGAAGUUCAAUUUAAUCGAGAACGAAAAUUUAUUUUGGAUUGUACAGCAGUAUCAAAUCUAUCGAAUGAUUAUUCAAGAGUUAAUCCAAAACUAGGAUCAGUUAUUCCACCUUAUAAUGCACCAAAAAAUCGUUAUUUAAGAUUUUCUGGUACACCUAAAACAGCAGAAAGAUCAAGACAAUCUAAUACUCAUGAACCUAUUGUUAGUCGAGUACAUGAUCAUGUUCAACAUUAUUUAUCACUUCGAAAUCAAUUCGGUUCAGGUCAUUCCACUGAUGAAAUUCGUGGUCAUACAUUAUUUUUAAAUGAUAUUAAACCAAUUGUUAAUUAUAACGGAGUUUUCGGUUAUCGUCGUAAUACACCAUCACUUCGUCAUCGACCAACAAUGGGUACUAAACUUGAUGCUAAUAAUAUUCUUUCUAUUGGUCAUGAUAAACGGAAUAUAUUCCAUUGCCAAUGUAAAUAUAAUCAGCUAUGUCGAUGCCAUAAUCAAGAUAAACUGUGUCCUUGUAUUAAAAUAUAG
Messenger RNA from Adineta steineri, 669 nucleotides. The record is from the annotation of a GenBank genome assembly. NCBI's taxonomy places the organism in Eukaryota, Metazoa, Rotifera, Eurotatoria, Adinetida, Adinetidae.